AUGGCUUUACAAUACGGCAUUCGCAUACAUAUUAGCAGGGUACUGAACCUCGGGUUGGGAUCCUUCGUGUCUGCCACACUACCGAUAGGCUACCCUCCAUUCCGCUUGAUACCAAGCGUCGCUCCCUGCAGGAAGGCGGUGUGCGAGGGUAGGAUUCUCAGGGUGCAGAAAGGGUGUCUGGACACGAAACGAAGGGGCAAAAUCGAAAAGUGUGAAUCUGAACGGAGGAAAUGGCACGGGCCAUGGCUUGAGAGCAUAGAAUCGGGACGCUCCAGCGCUUUCUUCAGUCGCCGGAACAACUAUCCAUCGGCAGCAGGAAACCGAAGAUCAAACUUCACAAUACACCAGAAACCCGAAACCCCUUUAUCCUCACCCACCCCAACCGUCAACAUGGCCGAGAACGCGCAGUCCGUCAAGAUUCUUGACGAGCUCAUGAAGAAGCUCACCAUUUCCAAGGACGCCGCUGAGACCAAGGAAGCCUCUACCGCCCUCGCUUCUUUCAUCAACGGUCGCAUCGAGGACCAGGAUGUCCCCACUAAGACCAUCGAUGCCAUCAAGAAGCAGUUUGCAAACAAGAAGGAUGCCGGUGCCCGUGAGAAGGCAGCUCUGGCCGUCGCUGCCAUUGCUCAACAUUCCGAAGUCUCCGCGCACGUUGAGCCCUACCUCAUUGAGCUCCUCCCCAUCGUCCUCGCCGCGGUCGGCGACAAGAUCACCGCCGUGAAGACUGCUGCCACGGCUGCUACCCAGGCCAUCGGCGAGGCUAUCAACCCCAAUGCCGUCAAGGCCAUCCUUCCUCCCGUCAUGCACUCCAUCACCAGUGCUCAGAAGUGGCCCGAGAAGAUGGCUGCUCUCGACAUCAUCGACAUCAUUGUUCGCACUGCUCCUGCCCAGACCGCUUUCCGCGUUGCGGAUCUCAUUCCUGUCAUCUCCGAGUCGAUGUGGGACACCAAGAAGGAAGUCAAGGAGCGUGCCUACAAGACAAUGGAGCAGCUCUGCCAGCUCAUCGUCAACAGGGAUAUUGAGCGCUUCAUCCCCGAAGUCAUCAAGUGCAUUGCCAAGCCUGAGUUCGUCCCGGAGACCGUCCACCUGCUCGGUGCCACUACCUUCGUCACCGAAGUGACGGAGCCCACUCUGGCCCUCAUGGUGCCCCUGCUUGACCGUGGUCUCGCCGAGCGUGACACUGCCAUCAAGCGUAAAUCGGCCGUCAUUGUCGACAACAUGUGCAAGCUCGUCGACGAUCCCAACAUCGUUGCUCCCUUCCUUCCCAAGAUGAUGCCCGCCCUGCAGAAGAACUUCGACAACCUGGCUGAUCCCGAGGCCCGCGAGAAGACCCGCCAGGCCUUGGACACUCUCACCCGUGUCGGCAACGUCCAGAACGGCGUCAUUCCCGAGGCCAGCAACUUUGGCCAUGUUCCCAUUGUCCUUGAGAAGCUCAAGGCUGUUCUUGGCUCCAAGUACGCCAGCGCCCAGAAGAUGGAGCCCGUCCUUGCCCACAUCGCUGCUAUUGGUGGCCAGCUCAUCGACGAGAAGGUUACCGAGAGCAUGAUCUGGACCGAAGCCCUCAAACCCUACAUCAUCGUCGUUGUUGGCGAUGCCGAGGCGCAGAGCGUUGUCGAGGCUUUCCGCAAGCGUGCUUCCCCCGGCGCCGCCGACGAGGUCGAUGGCGAGGAGGACGACGAGGAGGGCGAGGACCUCUGCAACUGCACCUUCUCCCUUGCCUACGGUGCCAAGAUCCUGCUCAACCAGACCCAUCUCCGGCUCAAGCGUGGCCAGCGCUACGGCCUCUGCGGCCCCAACGGCUCUGGCAAGUCGACCCUGAUGCGUGCCAUCAACAACGAGCAGGUCGAGGGCUUCCCCAAGCAGAGCGAGGUCAAGACGGUCUUCGUCGAGCACGACCUCGAUGCCGCCGAUACCGAGAUGACCACGAUUGAGUGGACCAUGAAGAAGCUGCAGGAGGCUGGCAUCCAGACCUCCGAGGAGGAUGUCAAGGCCAAGCUCGACGAGUUCGGCUUCAGCCCGACCAUGAUUUCGGGCGAGAUCACUGCGCUGUCCGGUGGUUGGAAGAUGAAGCUGGCUCUCUGCCGUGCCGUGUUCGAGGCGCCCGACAUCCUGCUCCUCGACGAGCCCACCAAUCAUUUGGACGUGAAGAACGUCAAGUGGCUCGAGGACUACCUCAUGAACUCGCCGUGCACGUCGAUCAUCGUCUCGCACGACACCACCUUCCUUGACCACGUGGUCCAGCACGUGGUCCACUACGAGCGCUUCAAGCUCAAGCGCUACCGCGGCAACCUCCAGGAGUUCGUUCGCAAGUGCCCCCAGGCCAAGUCUUACUACGAGCUGGGCGCCUCGGAGAUGGAGUUCUCCUUCCCCGAACCCGGCUUCCUUGAGGGUGUCAAGACCAAGGCCAAGGCCAUUCUCCGUGCCAGCAGGAUGAGCUUCCAGUACCCGGGUACCGAUAAGCCCCAGAUCACCGACAUCAGCUUCCAGUGCUCGCUGGGCUCUCGUAUUGCCGUCAUCGGCCCCAACGGCGCCGGCAAGUCUACGCUGAUCAACGUGCUCACUGGCGAGCUUAUCCCCACCGAGGGCGAGAUCUACCAGCACGAGAACAUCCGUAUCGCCUACAUCAAGCAGCACGCUUUCGCGCAUAUUGAUAACCACCUCGACAAGACCCCGUCCGAGUACAUCCAGUGGCGUUUCCAGACUGGCGAGGAUCGUGAGACGAUGGAUCGCGCCAACAAGAUCAUCACCGACGCCGACGAGAAGGCCAUGGACAAGGUCUUCCGGAUUGAGGGCAGCCAGCGUCGCAUCAUUGGCAUCCACUCCCGCCGUAAGUUCAAGAACAGCUACGAGUACGAGUGCUCUUUUGCUCUCGGCGAGAACAUUGGCAUGAAGAACGAGCGCUGGACGCCCAUGAUGACUGCGGAUAACGUGUGGCUGCCUCGUAACGAGCUCCUCGCUUCCCACCAGAAGCUGGUGGCCGAGGUCGACAUGAAGGAGGCGCUCGCCUCCGGUCAGUUCCGCCCUCUGGUCCGCAAGGAGAUCGAGUCCCACUGCGCCAACUUCGGCAUCGACGCCGAGCUGGUGUCUCACUCGCGCAUGCGUGGUCUGUCCGGCGGUCAGCGUGUCAAGGUGGUCCUCGCGGCCUGCUCGUGGCAGCGUCCCCAUCUGAUCGUCCUCGACGAGCCCACCAACUACCUGGAUCGUGACUCGCUCGGUGCUCUGUCCAAGGCGCUGAAGAAGUUCGGCGGUGGUGUCAUCAUCAUUACGCACAGCGCCGAGUUCACCAAGGAUCUGACCGAGGAAGUCUGGGCCGUCAUGGACGGCAAGAUGACGCCCUCGGGUCACAACUGGGUGCAGGGCCAGGGCUCCGGACCUCGUCUGCAAGAGGGCGAGGAAGAGGAAGAGAAGUUUGAUGCUAUGGGCAACAAGAUUGUUAGCACCAAGAAGAAGGCCAAGCUGACCUCUUCCGAGGCGCGGAAGAAGAAGAAGGAGCGUAUGGCCCGCCGGAAGCGUGGUGAGGAGGUCUUCUCUGAUGAGGAUGACUAA
This is a messenger RNA of Sodiomyces alkalinus F11, 3546 nucleotides long. Its product is annotated as elongation factor 3. The record is from RefSeq and is a predicted model, not a curated record. The transcript has 6 exons. Lineage: Eukaryota; Fungi; Ascomycota; Sordariomycetes; Glomerellales; Plectosphaerellaceae. Gene Ontology annotation, molecular function: ATP binding; ATP hydrolysis activity; translation elongation factor activity. The coding region runs from base 1 to 3546 and encodes 1181 amino acids.